GUUAAAUAUUUUAGCGGCAAAGAGUUGAACGUUUGUAAUGCCGCGCGUACACAAAACAUUUUACGAAAUAUCAAUUUACGUAAACGUUGCGUAAACUUACGAGUUUUGUAAUAGGAUAUCUCAAACUAAACUCUUUGCCAUUUCGUACAUUAAUGCUUUGGUAUGGCCGUUGACUGUGUGUUCCAAAAUUAAUAAUUUAAAAGUUUUUUUUAUAAGUUUUGUGAUUUAUUUUAUAAGUUUUGUGAUUUUGGUUGUUUCAUUUUGUGUCCCAAAAUGAGUUUCAGUUGUUUACGGAGUGUGGUGCGUUACGAUUUGGUGAAAGUCAGUAAAAUUAGUUCAUCGAGUGCGUUGGUUGCGAAAUUUAAUAUAGGAUCUUCGCGUGAAUUGAGUACGAGUGCGAAUCUUCGGGCAGUUGCACAACAGAACACGAAGCCUGAUUGGAACCGUGCGGUGAGCGAGGCAGAGAAGAUAGUUGGCUACCCGACUUCGUUCCUGAGUCUUCGAUGGGUCUUGAGCGACGAAAUUGCGAACGUUGCGCUCCAUUUGAGGAAACUGGUCGGCAGCAAUCAUCCCUUGUUGAAAACCGCCAAGAACCUCAUCUACAAUGGCAAGAACAACAUGCAAGCGUGGGGACUCAUCGUGUUGCUGGUGUCCAAGGCCGCUGGGCACAGCCCUGAGAUACCAGACAUGGAGCAGGACAAAGCGGCUGGAGUUUUACAUAGUCAACGCGCCCUAGCAGAAGUAACAGAGAUGAUCCGAACAUCGCAUCUGGUGCACAAAGGCCUGGUCAACAUGAACGCACGCCAAGUCGUGUGCACUGAAUCAGAUGACAUGCUGUUUGGAAACAAGAUCGCCCUGCUCAGCGGAGACUAUCUACUGGCUAAUUCGUGUACGGAACUCGCUAACUUAAGGAACCAAGAGCUAGUCGAACUGAUGUCGUCAGCAGUGCGCGAUCUAGCUGAAGCAGAGUUCCUCGGAGACAGAGACGAGCAGAACAACCCUCUACCCUCCCGACCCCUGCCGCACGACCAGAGGGAACCAGCUUCAGAAUGGGACUGCAUUCUUUCCCCGUUACCGAUGGCAGGCGUAGCAGGCUGCGCUCGAAGGGAAUGGGUAGCAAGACACGUCCUUGCCGCUGGUGCUUUGUUAGGCAAGAGCUGUUCCGCGGCUCUGAAGCUCGCUGGACACAAGCCUGCCCUUCAGACACAGGGUUACCUCUUCGGCUGUCACUUAGCGUUGGCAUGGCAGGCGUUCUUGGAUCUGGAAGCAUUCACUGGGCCUGAACCGGAUAGUUUCUCGCUAGUGGGGGCACCCCUAGCUUUUACAUUAGAAGCUAGACCCGACCUGUACUCAUACAUAGAAGCAGGCAAGAAGAGCGUGCGAGAUGUCGACUAUCAUGAGCUGUAUAAAGCUGUGGUAGAAGGCAACGGCAUCGAACAGACGAAGCAGUUGCAACGGGAACACAUCAACAGCGCGCGCGAAGUGCUCGACUCCUUCCCGUACUGCGACGCGCGCACCGCUCUCACCAACAUCAUCGUAGCUAUGAUACCCUAGUAACCAAAGGAGUAUUGGUUUAAUGAAAAACUGCCAUACCCCUUCCAGGUUAGUCCGCUUCCAUGUUAAACUGCAUCAUCACUCACCACCAGGUGUGAUGUAUGUGUAUCUGCCACCAUGUAAAUAAAAAUUGAUCAAGUGCGAGUCGGACUCGCACACGACGGGUUCUGUACCAUCGUACAGGAAAUAUCACUUUUUGGUUUUUUUAAACUUUCUAGACGACCUUUUUGAAUUUUUUUUUAUUACUGGUUGUUAUAGCGGCAAUAGCACAUUCCGUGAAAAAUUCAACUCUCUACAUAGGUACCAGGUACAACCGUAUAGCCCGCUGACAGACAGACGGAUGGACUGCAGAGGCUUAGUAUAGGCUCAGAAUACAAAUAGGGCCUUUGUAGUAAUUGGCCUAUUUAAAAUAUAAAAAAGUGGUACGGAACCCUAAAAAAUAUAAAAAAUAAAUAAUCUACAAAUAGAAGCAGAAUACUCACGAAACUCUGUUUUAAACCCAAAAUGCUUCCAAGUUCUUUCCUUAUAGUUUUAUUAACCGUUGUAAAAUUAUUAUAAAGAUAAAAUGAUUAUAUUGUAGAGGGUCCAAAAAGAUAUUAUUAUGAGAGGCUCUUACAAAAUUAAAUUAUGUGAAUAGGUUUAUGCUAAUUUGAAUACAAAAUAGCUAUGAAUUGUCAUUUAUGUAUGGACACAUA
Molecule: messenger RNA, 2249 nt
Organism: Maniola jurtina (meadow brown)
Lineage: Eukaryota; Metazoa; Arthropoda; Insecta; Lepidoptera; Nymphalidae
Gene: Pdss2
Product: all trans-polyprenyl-diphosphate synthase PDSS2
Exons: 8
Coding region: 274-1554 (426 amino acids)
Biological process (GO): isoprenoid biosynthetic process; ubiquinone biosynthetic process
Cellular component (GO): transferase complex; mitochondrion
Molecular function (GO): prenyltransferase activity
Source: RefSeq, a predicted model, not a curated record